AACAACUGCAAGCGAAGUAGAAUAAAAUUCUACCUCUCAGGAUUCAGUUUAUUUCGUCUAAAAUACGCGUCAAUGAACGAUAAUGUUGCCGUGCAUAAUCCAAAUUAUGAAACCUUCCGAGAGUACGUCUCCCAGGCGCUCAUUCACAGAUCAACCGACAGCCCUUCAAAGUCUCCCUUGCGGCGGAAAAGGAAAGCUUCUUCACAGCCAGAUAACUCAGAGAAGCCUCCGUUAGCUGAGCCUGAGACCUAUGGCCCGGAAGAGCUAGCAGAAUUCAUCGAUUAUAUUGCUGGAGAAGCAUUCAACUCCCUGCCAGAGGAAGUACAAUCUCUCUCUUAUUCCGCGCUUCAAGGCAGCGGUGGGCUUGCAGGUAAAUACGCUGAGCCACUACCGCGUCCAACGCUCGACAGCUUAACCGCCGCCGUGCCGUUUUCAGUCUCUGAAUCACUCUCUGUAUAUGGCCUUAUACCAGAUCCUUCUGAUUUCCCAACAUUCUUGAAUCCAAUCCUUACCGGAUACAUCUCAGCUGUGCAGACUAGCCCUCCAAAAUGGUCCAGUACGCGGGCCACAUCUUGCGAAAUAUGUGAACGCGAUUGGAUCCCACUGACAUACCACCAUCUGAUACCACGGGAGGUACAUGCCAAAGUGCUCAAGAGGAAGUGGCAUGAGGAAUGGAUGCUAAAUAGUGUCGCUUGGCUUUGCAGGGCUUGCCAUUCCUUUGUUCAUAAAAUGGCUUCUAAUGAAGAGCUAGCAAAGGAGUGGUACACAGUUGAGCUGAUUUUGCAAAGGGAGGAUGUCCAGAAUUGGGCAAACUGGGUUGCAAGAAUCCGGUGGAAAGCAAAAUGA
This is a messenger RNA of Histoplasma capsulatum G186AR, 846 nucleotides long. RefSeq lists its product as uncharacterized. Bases 73 to 846 code for a protein of 257 amino acids. The transcript has 2 exons. The record is from RefSeq and is a predicted model, not a curated record. Lineage: Eukaryota; Fungi; Ascomycota; Eurotiomycetes; Onygenales; Ajellomycetaceae.